Messenger RNA from Paramecium tetraurelia, 282 nucleotides. RefSeq lists its product as uncharacterized. The record is from RefSeq and is a predicted model, not a curated record. Lineage: Eukaryota; Ciliophora; Oligohymenophorea; Peniculida; Parameciidae. The transcript has 3 exons.
AUGGGAAAAAAUAAGGCAAAUGGAAAGAAAUAAUUUCAAAUUAUUGGAGUUAAUAGCAAAGCAUAGGCAUAUGAAUUUGGAGAGUAUAAAUAUGACUAGAUAAAAGGAACCUGGAAAUAGUUUUAUAAAGAAUAAUAAGUCUGUCAGGGAGAAUAUAAUGAUUUUGGAGAAAAAUCUGGAAUCUGGAGAGAAUUUUGGCCUGGAUUUUGGGAGAAAUCAUUUGCAAUUUAUAAUGGUGAAUAUAAAAAAGGCAAAAAGUUGGUAAAUGGGAAAUUUUAUUGA